GCGGCGGGCAGCGGCCCGAGUCCGCGGCGCCGCGGCUCGCAGGGGGCGCGGCAGGCGCUGCCCAUGGGCCGGGCCCGGGGGUUCUGUGCGCCGGGAGCCGGGCCAGGUCACCCAGGGGGCUGAAGUCAGAAACAGGCCAGAGCCGGGGUCUUCCUUGGGGAGCAGCAGGAGUGAGGCAGGCAUGCCCCGGACACUGAGCACCUCCGACAUGGUCACCCCAGGCAGCCUCGGCCCACCCCCUACUGAGCCCACGGAUGGCGAGCAGGCUGGGCAGCCCCUCCUGGAUGGACCUCCAUCCUCAGCCUCCCUGGACACCCUGAUCCAGCACCUGGUGCCCACGGCUGACUACUACCCUGAGAAAGCCUACAUCUUCACCUUCCUGCUGAGCUCCCGCCUGUUCAUCGAGCCCCGGGAGCUCCUGGCCCGGGUCUGCCACCUGUGCAUCGAGCAGCAGCAGCUGGACCAGCCAGUGCUGGACAAGGCCCGGGUCCGGAAGUUUGGCCCCAAACUGCUCCAGUUGUUGACCGAGUGGACCGAGACGUUCCCCCGGGAUUUCCAGGAGGAGUCAACCAUAUGUCACCUGAAGGACGUGGUGGGCCGCAUCGCCCCCUGUGACGAGGCGUACCGAAAGAGGAUGCACCAGCUCCUGCAGGCUCUGCACCAGAAGCUGGCGACCCUGGGCCAGGGGCCAGAAGGCCUGCUGGGUGCCGACAAGCCCAUCUCCUACAGGACUAAGCCUCCGGCCUCCAUUCACAGGGAGCUCCUCGGCAUCUGCAGUGACCCCUACACACUGGCUCAGCAGCUGACCCAUGUGGAGCUGGAACGGCUACGACACAUUGGACCUGAGGAGUUUGUCCAGGCUUUUGUGAACAAGGACCCUCUGGCCAGCACAAAGCCUUGUUUCAGUGACAAAACUAACAACCUGGAAGCUUACGUGAAAUGGUUCAACAGAUUGUGCUACCUGGUGGCUACUGAGAUCUGCAUGCCGGCCAAGAAGAAACAGAGAGCCCAGGUGAUCGAGUUCUUCAUUGACGUGGCCCGCGAGUGCUUCAACAUUGGCAACUUCAACUCCCUGAUGGCCAUCAUCUCUGGCAUGAACAUGAGCCCUGUCUCAAGGCUGAAGAAGACCUGGGCCAAAGUGAAGACGGCCAAGUUUUUCAUCCUUGAGCACCAGAUGGACCCAACAGGGAAUUUCUGCAACUAUAGGACAGCCCUGCGUGGGGCAGCCCACCGCUCCCUGACCGCCCACAGCAGCCGGGAGAAGAUCGUCAUCCCCUUCUUCAGCCUGCUCAUCAAAGACAUCUACUUCCUAAACGAGGGCUGUGCCAACCGCCUCCCCAAUGGACACGUCAAUUUUGAGAAAUUUCUGGAGCUGGCCAAGCAAGUUGGAGAGUUCAUCACAUGGAAACAAGUGGAGUGUCCCUUCGAACAAGACCCCAGUAUCACCCACUACCUGCACACCGCCCCCAUCUUCAGCGAGGAUGGUCUUUAUUUGGCUUCUUAUGAAAGUGAGAGCCCAGAGAACCAAACAGAAAAAGAGAGGUGGAAAUCUCUAAGGUCCUCUAUUCUGGGGAAGACGUGAGAGGCUCUGAGCUGGAGGAGGCGGAGGAGAGGAAGCCAGCAGAAGCCUUCUGCAGCCCUGCCCCAGCAGCCCAGUGGCAAGCGGAGGCACUGGGUGCCUCGCUGCUUUGCAAACCAUGACCCUGUGGCCUGGCACCUGCUGCAGUGACCACGCAGCACAGAACACCUUUCUCCACCUUUUGUGGAACCUCAACCCCGGCAGGACCCAGGGCCUCUGGACGUGUGGGUGGCACUUGCCUCGGAGACCCCAUCCUCAGGACCGUGGUGGUCACACUGCUGGUCAGUCUGUCUGUCCUCGGCAAUGACCCAGGGGCUGGGUGGCUGCAGUCUCAUUCUUGCUGAGUGACUCAGGCCAUAGAAGUGAACAUCUGGUCUGUCACUAGGUGACCUGGGAGCCUCCACAUCUCCAGCAAGAAUCACAGCGACAUGAGAAGGGCCAGAGCCCACCGGAACCUGAGAUUCUACUGAUGGAUCCAACCCUACCCCUUGCGAUGGGCUGGUUUCUACAGCCCUGUGAACCCCCUUUCUGGAUCACGUUGGUAUCAGGAGACAGCUUCCUGGUGACAGCUAUGACAAGUUUGAGUCAUGGACGGUCAGCAGGACAAGUUUGAGUCAUGGACUUGACCAUGGGUACAGUUCAUUGUAAAUGUUGGAGUUGGUAUAAACACAUUGGUACACCUUGCGGAUCCACAUCCACUUCAUGUCUCUCACCUGUGGGCUUCUGCCAGGAUGCAGGGCAGUUUCCCAGCUCAGGUCCAGGCAGACUGUGACCACAGGUCAGAAGGGAGACAUGGCAGCCAUUUCUGAUCCACAGGCACCGUGCCAUGCUAAAAGGAGCAGGGUGCAGCCUUGCGCGAGGCCAGGCACCUCUCUUGUUGGGGCGGGGGACAGGGGGAGUGUCCAAGCCAGGGAGGACCCUCCACCCACCCUGAGGCUCCUACCACAGGGCCUCACCCAGCCCUUCCCACACUGAGCUAAGUUUUUGGGCCAGAAAGCAGAUGAGCCUUGGAGCCGCUGAGCCCUUACCUGGCAUGUGACGAGGUCACCCUGUCCACAAGUCCGAGAGCAUGAUGUGCACCCCUGGCCGUGCCCCUUGCUGCAGCUUCCUCCAGGCUGUGGGGGCGGGAAAAAAGGAUGUUAGAGAAGGACCUGCAGUUGGAACUGAGGUAGGUCAAGCAGGUCACUGCUGGUAGAGGCCUACCCCCAGGCCUCAGGCUGCUUCCUGUUUCCUAGUUCUGUGACCUUGCAACCACUGUUCCCACCGCCUGUUAUGCUGGUCCUCAGCUUGUUGAUCCAGUCAGAGCUGCAGCCUCGGGAGUAGAGUCCCCCUCCUGGGGAGAGAUUCCUGACAGGCAGCCCCCUCCUCCACAUCCGCUCCCUCCAGCCUGCCAGCCCCUCGGUGCCCAGUGCAGAAUGGGCAAAAGGCGAGGAUGGUGACCUGAGGCCCAGGCUCACCCCCAGCUGGAAGAGGGUCCAGGGAAUGAAGCAGCCCAGGGCCAACCCUACAGAGAACACAGAGUCAAGGGUGCCCAGGCUGAGCGUGUUAGCGGUUUAUGCUCAUCUGAAGGGCCCUGCUUUCUACUCCUCUGAGCAGCCCCUGGGUGGCCAGGACAGGAGGAGGCCCUUCUCCCAGUAGUUCCCAGGUGGGGAUCUUGGUGUCCAUCUCUCUCUCUCUGGGUGAGCGAUGGUGCCCUGCUUGUGGCCACAAAGAUGGUUCCUUAGCCACUUCCACGAUUCGUGCCCCCUUCCCUGCAGACGCCCCUUCGUCCUCCUGCUGUCCUGGCUUCAGUCCCUACAGCCAGGUCAGGUGGCCCACAGGGGAGGCAGCAGGUAGAGCCUAUGCCUGUGGGGCAGGUGUCAGCAGCACAAGAGGUGCCCAAGAGUGGUGUUCCUGAGGCCCAGGUUGGUACCAGGUUAUACUCCCCCUGCCACACAGCGCAGGGUUUGAAGCUACCCAGCUCAGCCACACAGCAGGCACCUAGCCCCAGUGCUCUGGGGAGGCUGGCAGCCCCUCUGUGCCCAGAAGGCCAGGGAAGAGUCAUGGCUCUGGUCUCUCCAUUGUUGUCUAGCACUUUUUCUCUUUCUCUGAACCCUUCAGGGAGGGAGCAAGGGGACUGGGGGGACAGGAAGUUGUCCCUGACUGGAGUUUGCCUCAGAGACCCCUGGGCCUGGCUGGGGAUCAGAAUCAAUUCAUCUCAUGUGAAUGAUCCAUGGGUCCCCUGAAACCCCCGCCCCCACAGGCCUUCCCCCCCACCCAGUGUUGCCUAAACUCAGCCUGUGCCCACUGGUGCUGAAUAGAAAUAGGAAGACAGGGUUUUGGGUAAAGGGGAAAAGGAUAACUUUAUUGCUUUGCCAGGCAAAAGGGGCCACAGCAGCUAAUGCCUUUAAGACUGUGUCCCCUUUGGGAAAAAUUAGGAGGUGGUUUUAUAGUUUGGGGAGUGGAAAAUAAGGCUGUAGAUAAGGGUCAGGUAGAGGCAAGCCUGCAUUGUUUCUCAAAGCUGGUGUUUAGUGGCCCCAGGACUGGUUCUGGUGGUCCUCCUUCUUUCUGGAAUGAAGAAUAAUUCAAGGAGUUCCGGUUGUGGUGGAGCGGAAAUGAAUCUGACUAGGAACUGUGAGGUUGAGGGUUUGAUCUCUGGCCUCACUCAGUGGGUUAAGGAUCUGGCGUUGUCGUGAGCUGUGGUUUAGGUCGCAGACGUGGCUUGGAUUCUGAGUUGCUGUAGCUGUGGCAUAGGCCGGCAGCUGUAGCUCUGAUUCUAGCCUGGGAAACUCCAUAGGCUGUGGGUGUGGCCCUAAAAACCAAAAAAAAAAAAAGAAUUCAAGUAAACGUCUUCUAUUUGUUGAGGGCUUUAGUUCUAAAGAAGGGCUCAAAGAUAUUGUUAAGUAUAUCCCUGGAGGAGAAACCAGGCCCCUGCCCCGAGGCUGCACCGCUGUUUCUUGACUGCUCCUCCCUGGUCUCUGCAUCCCCUCCCUUCCCUGAUUAGCAACUGUUUGAACCUGCCCUUUGCAACUCAGGGAAGGUCGUGGUGACUAAAGCUUAUUCCCUAAAAACAAGAAAUGGGGGACACAGAAAGCCUUGUGUGCCCACAGGGCCCUCUUGCUUUCACUAGUUCCUUGGGGUGGGUGUCUCCAUUUCAGCUAAUGACUUAUCCCAGGAAUCCAGCCUCUGUGGAGGUGUAUCUAUCCCAUCUGAAAGCAAUGAAGGCCCAGACCCCAGACGAGCCCAAGGUGAUUCCCAAAGGUAUGCCCAGAGCUAUCCCAGGGGACGCCACCAGACUCUUUCCUCAGCAGCUCAGAGACAGACAGUCAUGAGCUUGGCCCCUUGUCCUUUGUCAGACCUCAGGCCACUGUGUCCCCCAUGCUGCAGGAUUCAUAUGGGCUUCCCCAGGUGGAGACAGCCCACCCACAGCACCCCACAAAGCAAUGCCCUUCCCAGUCUCUAACUCUCAACUGCUGAUACACUUCAUCCAUGAGUCAAGGGGGCAGAAAGCCAGCUAACUCAAUAGAAAGGCUCAGUCAGCGUGUCCCUCAGCUAGAUGCUCCAUUUCACCACCAAAUUCAAAUGCUUCCUUCAUGGACACCAAGCCUACCACGAAAUCCCAUGAGGUAGGUACCAUUACCCUUGGCAAGUGACAAAACAGAAAGGCAAAGCCAUUGCCCAGGGACACCCAACUCACAGGGACAGGGUCUGGGCCGACCAGAGCCCAUUGUCUACCAGGACACUGCUACUGGUGGUGCCAAGGAGCCAAGAGGAGCUCUGACCGGCCUCUGGGUCUUCCCACGAGCACACAGUGACACCCAUCUUUCCUCUGCUCCUGCCCCUUUCUUCUUGCAGGGUCACUGAGUCCCCCGGUACCCCAUGUGUUCCAGAUGUGCCCUCAACUACCUCAUUCAUGCUCGAGACAAAGCCUCCCACUGCCCCCAGCUCCCUUAUUGUACACACUCUUCCAUGGGCCCUGCUGGGCACACCCAUGCCUCCUUCCUGGCAGCAGAAGACAGCAGGCCUCUCUCCUCAUCAUGCUACCCUUUGUCCCUGGCAUCUAUGCUGUAAGGCUAACAUCCCACUACACACAGCUUCAGUGAAAACAGCUCCAUUUUCACUCCCUGGACUCAGAGGGGAGCCCUGGAUUCCUGGGCCAGGAGAUCAAUCUAACAGGGAGAACUUAAAACAUACACACACAAGACACUUCUCAGCACAACCCAGCCCUCACCUGCAGGCUGAGCAGAGAGACUGACUGCCUUCGGUAUCAAACCCUGGGCCUCCAGGCAGGAGGGAAGAUUAACUGGGAAUGGAUAGACCUGAGGCAUAAGCUAGAACCCCACUGCUGACAAACAGACCUUCACCAAGUGGGGAAGCUGGGAGUUCAGCAGAGAGAAGAGUUUAGUGGAAAAACACAUAAAAUUACCAUAUACCACACCUAAAAUCUCUUCGGUGGGUGCCCUCCUAAAACAGCAGGACUCUGUGAGGCUCCUGGGCACAAAAGCCUUCCUGUGUCCCCCAUUUCUUGUUUUUAGGAACUAGGUGACAUUCAGUCUCCAUGACCUUCCCUGAGUUCCAAAGGGCAGGUUCCCACAGUUGCUAAUCAGAGAAGGGAGUGGAUGCAAAGACCAGAGAGGAGAAGUUAAGAAACAUAGGAUAACAAUGGGGCAGGGUCCCGGUUCCGCCUCAAGGAAUAUACAUAACGACAUCUUUGAAUUCUUCCACAGAACUUAAAACCCCCAACAAAUGAAUGAUGUUAGCUACUUGAUGAAGCAUUCUUUAUUCCAGAAAGAAGGAGGACUACCAGAACCAGUCCUGGGGCCACUAAACACCAGCUUUGAAGUAGAAGGCAAGCUUGCCUCCCCCUGAUCCUUAUCUGUGGCCUUAUUUUCCCCUGCAAAGCUGUAAGCCCACCUCUAGUUUCUCCCAAGGGGGGCACAGUCUUUAAGGCAUUAGCCUGCUGUGGCCUUCUUUGCCUAGCAAAGCAAUAAAGAGAUUUUUUUUCUCCUUUGCCCAAAACUCUGUCUGUGUUUGUAUUUGGCACAGGGGACAAAGACUGUUCAGCAACAAAAUUGACAUUUGAAUUAGUGGCCUCAGUAAAUCCCAGUGAGUGCCUGAGUGCACGCCAUCCAAUCAGCAUGAGGCCUGAAUAGAACAAAAGGUGGAGUAAAGGGAAAUGUGCUCUCUGCCUAUUUUUGAGCUGGGACAUCAUUCUCCUCCUGCAUUUGAACUGGAACUUAUACCUUUGACUCUCCUCACUCUCCAGCUUGCACACAGCAGGUCCUGGGACAGCUCAGUCUCCACAAUUACAUGAGCCAGUUCCUUAUAAUCUAUCAUGUCUCUGUCUGUCUGUCUGUCUGUCUAUCUAGCUAGCUAUCUACCUCUCCUAUUGGUUUCUCUGGGGAAACCACACCAAUACAGGAGGCAACAUGUCCAGUUUUAGAAAGAUUUCUUUGAUACCUUUUAACCUAAUAAUUCUACUUUUGCAACUUAUACUAAGGGGGAAAAAAAUCGAGAUUAGCAUGGUAUUUGCACCAUAGAGAAGUAGCUAAUGAUUACUUUACUCCUGUUCCUGUGACAGCAGGUGGAUUUUGCUCCCUAGUCCAGCCCAGAACCUGGAGAGCCCCCACCUGUUGAAUGAAAAAUGCAAAAGACUCAAACUUAUGAAAAGAUGCUCAUGGGUGAUAGAAAUGUUCAACCUCACUCAAAAGAGGACCACAUUGGCAUGCUGUAUUCACCUCUUAGACUGACAGAAUAAUAAUUGCAAAAUUGUGUGGGCAAAGCUGGGGAAACAGACACUCCUACAUUGCUCUUUAGAGUAUAAAUUGAUACACUCCUAUGGAAGUGGAUUUGGCAAUUUUCAUCAGAAUUGCAAAUAUAUGUAGGCUGUGACAUAGAAAUUCCCUCUUGUGAAAUUGAUCUUACCAACAUGCUUGUACAUCUCCAAAUGAAUAAGCCUGCAUACAGCUAUUCAUUGCAGUGUCAUUUGACAGCAAAAGAUUGGAACCAACCCAAGUGUCAAUAAAUAGGAAACUGGUUAUACCAAUCACUGCACAGCCCUACCAUAGAACCCUGCAGCUGCAAUGAGGAUGCUCUUUUUGUACUGAUAUGAAAGGUACCCACUGUAUGACACAGGUAUAAAAUAGCAUGGAUAGCAUGUUAGCAUUUGGGUAAAAAAGGAUGGGAAACAGUAUAUAUUUACAUGUGUUUAUUCAAACUCUCUUUAAAAUUUUGAAACAUUUUAAAAUAUACAAAAACUUACUAGUAGUUAACUUUUGGGAGAUAUGGCUGGGUAAUAGAGAAAGACUUCCUGCUUUUGAAAUAUGCAAUGUAUUACCAAUUCAAAAUUAACUUUUAACACACAGAGCAUAUAUCUGAGAAUCUGAAGAGCAAGGACUUCCAGCUUCUAGCUGUGGGAGACUUCUCUGCACAUGGAAUUACUAGACAGGAUCUAUACAGUCUUCAUUUCACAGAAUAUUACGAUAUUGCUUUCCAGAAUAUUUACCAGUCUAUAGUCCCACAAAUGGGAUUCAGGGCAAACCCCCACCCCCACCCCUGACCAGUUCUUGCCAACACUUAAUAUCAUCAGGAUAUGUUCCUGCUGCAUGAUACUUGCUAUAUGUGCAUCAAAAUAAGGAAACAAAUUAUGAAAGAUGAUGAGGGUCAGUAAUCACAGGAUAUAAUCCAGGAGUUCCCAUUGUGGUGCAAUGGAAACGAAUCCAACUAGUAUCCAUGAGGAUGCGGGUUCCAUCCCUGGCCUCAC
This is a messenger RNA of Sus scrofa (pig), 8321 nucleotides long. It is a transcript of the gene RASGEF1C, whose product is annotated as RasGEF domain family member 1C. Gene Ontology annotation, biological process: Ras protein signal transduction. Gene Ontology annotation, molecular function: guanyl-nucleotide exchange factor activity. Lineage: Eukaryota; Metazoa; Chordata; Mammalia; Artiodactyla; Suidae. Gene Ontology annotation, cellular component: plasma membrane. The record is from RefSeq and is a predicted model, not a curated record.